Vicia faba (fava bean) is the source of this 660-nucleotide messenger RNA. Lineage: Eukaryota; Viridiplantae; Streptophyta; Magnoliopsida; Fabales; Fabaceae. The record is from the annotation of a GenBank genome assembly.
AUGGAAGUGAGCAACAAAUACGUAGUGAUUAAGGAUAACUUUUAUGGUGCCUCUGAACAGUGCCAUUUUGAGAUUAAAAUAGAAGAAGGUCUUGUUCUAUCUGUUGAGGAGGGAUCUGAUGAUAUCAUUGUCAAGAAUCUGUAUAUAUCUGUUGACCCUUCUCAAAUUAUUCCAGGCCAGGCUAUUGUUGCUCCUGUUAUUGGUAAAGUUGUGGCUUCUGGAAAUGCUAAGUUUCAAAAAGAUGAUUUGGUUAUAGGAUCAUUCACUUGGGCUCAUUCUAGGUCUCAGUGGAUUGUCUGCCUAUGUAGUCAUAAGAAGGUUGCAUUACUCAAAGAAAAACUGGGAUUUGAUGAUGCAUUCAACUACAAGGAAGAAAAAGAUCUAAAUUUUACCCUCAAAAGGUACUUUCCGGAUGGAAUUGACAUAUAUUUUGACAAUGUUGGAGGAAAAAUGCUAGAAGCAGCAGUUGCUAACAUGAAAGCAUUUGGUAGAGUGGCUGUUUGUGGUGUAAUCUCUAAGUACACUGAUGCUGGAAAGAGAGCUUCACCAAAUAUGGUGAUAGAAGAGAUGUCAUUGGGAGUGGAAAGCAUCCCUUUUGGUUUUAUUGGACUCUUCAAUGGAGAUAACACUGAAAAUAGAAUUAUAAAAUUAGAAGAUUAA